UCACAGAGACUAAAUGGCUGCCGCUGCACUGGAGGACAGCCAGAAGAUUGUUCAUACCUCUUAGACUUGAUGACUUCCACUGCAGCUUGGAGUUUCAUCUCAAACCUAUGCCUUUAUUUAAUUAGUUUUAGUCAAAUAUGCCUACUGAGAAGAUUCUCCAGAUGAUUUUCUGUCUGUGAAUUACUGCACAACUGCAGAGGGUUUUUGUAUUGAAGUUUUUCAUUGUGUCUGGACUACCACAGUGAUACAUUCAUUAUUAGGCGCUGUACAAAAUCUCACAGCACUGUUUUAUUAGUUUAAAAAUGCUAUCAAGAGAUUUAAAUUAAUGUCUGAUGGAAAGGCUGAGCCAUUACAUGGUCAAUUUUCCCAGUUCUGUUGUUUCUGAUUUGAAGGCUUUUGUUUCAGACACUUGUUUGUAUCUGUAAGGAGCAGAUGUGACUUCAGCAUGAUGAUAGACCAGCAACUGGAAAUGUCUGCGAAAAUACACCAAACUGGAUAUUUUCAACUGGAUAUUUGACAUCAAUCUCAAUAUGAGACUAUAAUGCAUUUCUCCAGAUCUAAGGACAUUUUUCAUGGGCAAAGGAUAUUGUCUGAGGGUUGAAUGAAGUGUGCCGACCCACUAACUUUCGGAGCUCCCAUCCGUCUCACGGUCAAUCCAAAAGAGACAGUGAAUUCUCCUCCGGCAUUUUUGUCUGUCUUGUCCCCUAUAAAGGGCCAUGGAUCUGAUAUUUGUGUGGCCGCCGGAUUCUUUCCUCAACAAAAGACAAUGAUUUUGACUUCAGAAGAUGGAAAUACUGUUAAUCAAGAAACCAGUAAUGCAGUCCUGUCCUUGUCAAGCAAAAACUACUAUUAUGUUGGAUCUUCAGAAAAAAAAAUCCAAGAAUGCGUAAUGGAUGGAAAAACAGCAAAGGCAGACAAAAUAGAUAAACCUUCUGGCAAUCCUGUUGAAGACAAUCCAAAAAAAACGGCUACACUUGAAUGUCACACAAAUACUACCACCCCACCAUCCACAAAUAAUGAUGAUCCAAAAACAAACUCAAUGACGCUUCUUGUGAUAGGUCUGAGAAUUCUGCUGGCUAAAUGUGUUGCAGUCAAUGUAAUGUUGUCUAUAAAGGCAUUUUUGUUUUAAACUUUUAGUUCAUUUAAUCAAAUUUCUUAAUUGAAUCUUAAAGAAAUUUGGUUAAAGUGUCAGUGUUUAUUGAACUUACAUGCAAUGAAAAAUACAAAUUGUUAGUUUAGAAUGUAGACACAAUGUAUACUGGAAAAUCUUCAGUCAAAAUGUUGACUGUGAGAUAUGUAUAUUGCUUUGCUAUAUUAUAUAAUUUCAGCUUUUGUUACAGGCAGUGCAUGCUAGUAUAUUGUUUUAAUAUUAUAUAUAUAUUUUCUUUUUUUCAUAGAAGUAUCAAAAUGUUUAUCAUAAUCUGGUUGUUAUUGAUUACUAUUUUACUUUUGAUAUUGAGGCUCUGAUCUUUGUAAUCAAUAAAUGCAUGUUUCUUAUUAAAAUACCUUCAUUCAAAA
Danio rerio (zebrafish) is the source of this 1518-nucleotide messenger RNA. The record is from RefSeq and is a predicted model, not a curated record. NCBI's taxonomy places the organism in Eukaryota, Metazoa, Chordata, Actinopteri, Cypriniformes, Danionidae.